UAAAAUCAUAUUUUGAAGUUCAAAGUUGAGGUUAGGUUAUUUCCACAAGUUGUUUUCUAAAUUACAUACUCAAAUUUCAUCUCGAAUCCUCGAAAAAUGGAAACCGAUGAUUCUGGUCCCCAACUAGAAAUUUGUUUCGUUACAAAGCAGGACAUCUAUGCUGUACCAGGAGUGCCGUUUUCGGUCCCUCAAAAUAUAAACAUUGUUCAUUUAAAUAAAUUAUUAAAUGAAUUAUUGGGGGACUAUACUGGACAGUUGAAGGCUAUCAAGUUCGAUUUCUUAGUUAAUGGUCAAAUACUAAGAUUACCAUUGAUCGAUCAUUUGAGGGAGUUUAAUAUUUCAACCGAAACAACAAUCGAUGUCGAGUAUAUUGAAAGAACUGAGGCUCCUGAGCCAGAAAAUGCAUUAAUACAUGACGAUUGGAUAGGUGGUGUACAAGCUGCGGACAAAUGGAUUUUAACGGGGUGUUACGAUUAUUCUGUGAAUAUUUGGACCGUUCAUGGGAAACACGAAGCAAUCUCCCAGGAGCAUACGAAUUUGGUCAAAGCAGUCUCGUGGCUAAAGCAAUCAGACCCAGAAGGUGGAUUCGUUACAGUUUCUCAUGACCUUACAGGAAUGCUCUGGAUGUGGAAGCCGGGCGAUAAAUCGCCUUCACCUGUGAUAGUGUUAAGGGGGCACGAAAGGGGAAUCGAUUCUGUCGGUGUUAGUCCAAACUCUGAACGUUUAGCAACCGGAGGGUGGGAUACAUAUUUAAAAAUAUGGUCUGCCAGUUUAGACGCCGAUGAGAAUUACGAACCGCAUCACAAAAAAAUUAAAUCCAGCAGUCACUUACCAUCGAGAACACCCAUACACACAUUGCAAGGUCACAAAGAGAAUGUAGUUUCGGUGCAGUGGUUGGAGCCACAACUGAUCUGUACAGCUUCAAUGGAUCACACUAUAAAGUUGUGGGAUACUGAGCUCGGGGGCUUACAAAGCGAAAUCGUUGCAGAAAAAGCAUUUUUAGGUGCUUCAUGGUCUCCUUUAUGCAGAUCAAUUAUUGCGUGUUCUGCAGAUAGGCAUGUUCGUUUAUAUGAUCCUCGUUCCACCGAGGGAUCUGUUUGUAAAAUGAUCUUCACCUCGCAUUCUCUGUGGGUUUCGGCGAUUACAUGGUCACAAACCGACGAACACUUAUUUAUGUCCGGUAGUUAUGAUGAGUGUGUCAAGUUAUGGGACACCAGAUGUCCGAAGGCACCAUUGUAUGAUCUGUCCGGCCAUCAAGGCAAAGUGUUAUGUGUGGAUUGGACGAAUCCAAAACAUCUUGUGUCUGGCGGUACCGAUAACAGUGUACACAUAUUUAAGAAUCGACAUAAUAAUUAAGAAGGACUAAUAAACAUAUAUAUGUAGAAAA
Photinus pyralis (common eastern firefly) is the source of this 1387-nucleotide messenger RNA. Its product is annotated as ribosome biogenesis protein WDR12 homolog. Gene Ontology annotation, cellular component: preribosome, large subunit precursor. The transcript is spliced from 4 exons. NCBI's taxonomy places the organism in Eukaryota, Metazoa, Arthropoda, Insecta, Coleoptera, Lampyridae. Bases 97 to 1356 code for a protein of 419 amino acids. The record is from RefSeq and is a predicted model, not a curated record. Gene Ontology annotation, molecular function: protein binding. Gene Ontology annotation, biological process: ribosome biogenesis.